Daphnia pulicaria is the source of this 2784-nucleotide messenger RNA. RefSeq names its product E3 SUMO-protein ligase ZBED1-like. Gene Ontology annotation, molecular function: DNA binding; protein dimerization activity. The coding region runs from base 167 to 2581 and encodes 804 amino acids. The transcript is spliced from 8 exons. NCBI's taxonomy places the organism in Eukaryota, Metazoa, Arthropoda, Branchiopoda, Diplostraca, Daphniidae. The record is from RefSeq and is a predicted model, not a curated record.
CUUUUAUCUCAGACGAUCGCCAUUUUCCAAGACACAUCGAUUCGAGCUUGAACCGAUACGUGAAGCAAAGAAAAUAACAGCCGAUUUAUUAGAUGAUCGAAUGCCGAUAUAAAGGCGCUGAAAAACAUUCGAAUUUAUAGAGCUGCUUGAGGAUAAAAUUAAAGUGAUGGAGCAAGGAGAAGGUCAGUCUUCUGGAAAUGAAGAGACCCCAUACACUGUGGUUGUUCAGAUCCCAAAUCCGUAUGGAGAUUCCUCAGAUCCUAUUUAUGUUUUUGGAUCCAGUAAUCAGGGUCCAGAUCAAACUGCGAGGAUGACCCAGCUCUACCAAGCUGUGAAUUCUGUAGAAUCUGAAAAUGUCAUUUAUGUUCAAGGAGAAGCAGAUGAAGGACUUAAUGAGUCAGCUGAUGCUGAAGUUCAUGAUGAAGCUGAAGAAGCGUUGGGAGACGGAGAUGACGGAGCCAUGGCUUUACUACAAGGAGCUACUCCUAUCCGCAUUAUAGCUCAUCCCCAUGCAAAGAGUUUUGUUUGGCAACAUUUUGGUUUCGUGCCACUGGGAGAUUCUGAUACGCCCGACCGACGACGUGUCUUGUGUAGACUUUGUCUCCGUGAACUUCCCUAUUGUGGCAAUACCACGAAUCUGCAGUAUCAUUUGCAACGAUACCAUCGUGACGUCAUGCCUGCAGGUCUAAGGGAAAUGCGACCCUCGCCACGCACAGCUCGACGAGCAUCUAGGCUUCCGGAUCCGAUUGGAGAUCCAGGCCAAUUAAUUGUUGUGGAAGCUAGCCCAGAAGCGCGACGAAGAGGCAAUUACGCUCGCCGUGGAGCUGCCAUACCUGGCGUGUUGAACAAUUCCUCAAUUCAUGGCGAAAACGAAAUGUCUGCCCCAACAUCAACAGGACUUUCGAACCAACAAUCUUGGCACUGGCAUAGUUCCCGCAAGCAGCAAUUGACCAAUCACAUCACUAGAUCACUUGUGACCGACUGUCUUCCUAUCGGCACUGUUGAAGGCCCAGGCUUUCAGAGUUUGAUCAAAUUACUAGAUCCUAGCUUCGAGUUUCAGACAGCCAACCAAUAUCGAACACAACUUCUACCAACUCUCCAUCAAGAAGAGAAAAAAAAAAUUUUGUGUUCUAUUGUUGGUGUCGAGUACUGCUCCCUCACCCUGGAUGUUUGGAAGAGCCGCGAGGUUGACGUUUGCUACCUUGGCGUUGCAUGCCAUUUCGUAAACACGGAAUGGGUGGUGGAUAGCCGCUACUUGGCGACGCUAGAAUUAACCCAAAAUCAAGAUUCUGAAGAUCUGACGAGGAGAUUGCAACGACUAAUGGCCGACUGGCGUCUUACGAUCCGUUGGGCAGUGACCGGUUCAACAGCACCUGAGCAUUCUGAUCUUCCUCCAGGACUCAUCAACAACGCCCUACAAACAAUACACCUUCCGCAAGUGAAUUGUUUGGCUGCAGCUCUCCAACACGCAGCUAACAAGGCCAUGCAAGUUCCUUCAGUAGAAGGUGCUCUAAAGCGUGUUCGAACUCUUGUCAACCACAUUCAACGAACUCCUGAAUUAAGGAUUAAAAUCCAAGAAAGACUUUGCAGUCAGAACUUAUCAGGCCUACCCUCCAGCCUUCCUCGUUCUGCCUCAUGGUUUCAGGUUUAUACAGUAUUGCAGAGGCUUCAAGUUGGACGGGAUGUUAUCCAAGUCGUGUUCACCGAGAAUCGCGAAGACACGUCGGCUUUUCUACCUAAUCAGAAAGAGACUUUUGCCCUAGAUGCUCUGCAGGCUGUUCUGAAACCUCUGAACGAAGCAGCUGAUACGCUGAGUGGAGAUCCCUAUCCGUCAGUUUCGCUGGUGCUUCCAUUAUUAUUUAAGCUAACUCAAGUGAACCUAGCGGAAUCUGACGACGACACUCAUCUUCUAAGAGAUUUAAAAUCUCUUGCACGUAGCGCGUUGCGCAACGCCUACGAGCGAGAGGAUACUCAACAGUUGUUGCGUAUGGCAAUGUACCUGGAUCCUCGUCUCAAGCGGCUACCAUUUUUCUCCAAAGAAGAGAAGACGACUGUCCAACAACUAAUCCGCAAAGAGCUCACCAAGGUCAUAAAAAAGCAAGGGGGAGCCGGCACUAAUAGUUUAACAUAUCGCGGUGUUCAGUCACCAGCCGGCAAGAAACCUAAGCUUGCAGUUAUGCUGGAGGACAUAUUUGCAGUACCCGUUUCUCAUGUAGUUGAUGACGAUGAGAAAGAUGGUCUUGGUGGGCAUGGAAAUUCAUCCUUGUCACUGCCGGAGAAUAUUGCCCAGUCAGAACUUCAGUGUUACGAAAACGAAGAAGCAGUCAGCUUGGAAGAACCUCAACCUCUACGUUGGUGGAAAGCCAGGGAAGGCCAAUACAAAUUUCUCUCCAAACUUGCACGACGCGUCCUUUGCAUGGCUGCUACUGCUAUACCUAUGCGUCGACUACUUACCAGCGAAGGUCAGGCAUGGACUGAUCGUCGUGGAGUCCUGCCCGCUGAAGAUCUUGAGGUCAUUUUCCUCAGCCAUAACUACGGAGGAGGGAGUGGAACUCUAUCUACUUCUGCAACCGGAAAUUAAUCUGCAAAUUUUAAAUAUUAAGUAUUUCAAAUUUCAGUUAUUUCGUUCACUUUUUUUUUUCGUCGUUGUUGGGUUUAUUUUUGUUUUCUUUUGCCCGUUCCUUACCUUAUUGAAUAACUGACCUCGUUAAGUCGUUUCGACCAAGCAGUCAUUGCUCAGUAAAAGUUCAUCAUCCUCGAAUAAAACGACAAUUCUCAGUCUCA